This is a messenger RNA of Aplosporella prunicola CBS 121167, 1167 nucleotides long. RefSeq lists its product as uncharacterized. The record is from RefSeq and is a predicted model, not a curated record. NCBI's taxonomy places the organism in Eukaryota, Fungi, Ascomycota, Dothideomycetes, Botryosphaeriales, Aplosporellaceae. The transcript has a single exon. Bases 1 to 1167 code for a protein of 388 amino acids.
AUGGCGCAAGCGUCCGAUCCAUCGUCGCCCACCCAGCCGCCCUUCGACCCUGUCGACACGUCCACGCCCGACGGCCGCUACAAGGAUGAGGUCGAGUCGCCUAGCGUCUCCAACUCAAAUGCUCUGGCGCGCUUCGAAUUCGAGGCCGGCCAAGGCAGGGAGGGCACCAAGAUCCUCAUGGUCGAGUGGGAGGACGACGAGAAGACCAAAGGCGUGCGCGGCGACUGGCACAUCAGCUGGGAGGGCAAGAGCACCGUGCUGCCAGCCAACGACCAAACACCCAAUGUCAAUAGGCUCUACUUCCUGCUGGCGCCCGGCGCCGCCGUCCCGCCUACCAUCACCCUGAUGCACCGGCCCGCCGACCCCUCGAAGUCACCCACGACCUGGCGCACCAAUCCGCUGCCCGCCAUCUUCCCGCCGGAGCUGGGCGCGAGCGGCAAUGCCGCGGGGAAAAAGGGCGUCCUGCACACCAUCUGGGCCAAGCGCAGGCUGCAGGAGCUGCAAAAGGAGAUUGAGGCUGAGGGCCAGAGCAAUGUAGAGGGCAUCGGGUUCGUCAUGGUUAUGCAGGAGAAGGAAUGGAUCGAACAGAACUUUGGUGUCUCAGCCAGGCCCAGCGUCAGCUUUGCAAAGAACGAAGGCUCUGCGCCGCUGAGCCCAUCGAGCCCAAGGUCGCCGGGCGGAGGGCGGUUGAUGGACAAGCUCAAAGGGCUGAAGUUGAACACGACCGAGAAGGAUUUUUCGACGCGGAAGGAUCCGAGCGAGGGCAUGCCGGCGUUCAACCCCCUGUCACCGGAGUCUUCGGAUGUGGCCGUCUCAUCGUUUGCGACCUUCAAAGGCCUGAGUCCAGCAGAAUUGGCGGCCAAGCCGGCGCAGGUUCCUUCGCAGCCGCAGCAGCAGCAGCAGCAAGACGCUCCGCGGCGCGUGGCAGCCCCAAUCGCGCCGCCGGCGUUUAUCCAACAGCAGCAAUCGUCAGCAAUGGGAUCAUUGGAUGCGUUUGCGGGAGGGUUCCAGCCACUACGGCCACAGGCGCAGGAGAGUCACGAGGAAGAGAAGGACGACUUGUUCGCGGUGCCCAUCAGCCCGCGCAGCCCGGAGAUGAAGACGAGUCCGUUCUCCUUUGCGGCAGCUGACACGGCCAAGUACGCGGGGGAAGAGAAGGCAUCAUGA